AAAGUUACAAUUUAUUUCCUAAACAAGGCGAUAACUUGUCAGUUAAAUUGAAAUAAUCUAAAUAUAACUUACAUAUCUGUGGUCUUCUACCAGACCCCGGGCGUGAACCCGCAGCGAAAGGAUUCGACUGAUCAAUUAAUGAAGUAUCAACGUUGAUCAUUUCAUUUUCUUUCUUUAGCCUUUCCUGAAGGUCGGAAAUCUUGCUUCCCAGAUAAGAACUGCUCAUUUUAAACCUUUUAUAAUACACCUGUUAAAUUCCAAUCACCUGCCAUCUUUAACAACAAUCUUUCAUUUGUACCAUCUGUUAUUAGGAAAUGAGCAUAGGCCUACUCAAUCUUUGACAUAUUUGUCCGAUUUAUUAUUAGUAAAAUUAAAAUAAAAUUAAAAAAAUUAAUAGCAGUUUUUUUUAUACAAACCGAAUAAAACAAAGAUUAAUAAAAGUCAAGAUAAUUUAAGUACCAACUUUUCGCGGGAAUUUCAAAUUUUAUAUGACUAGAUAUGGACUGUGGUGUAGACAAAUAUUAUUUCUGUACAAAUGUUUUCGGUUAUUGGCAUAUGUUCUACCCUAUAUUGGAUAAGAUUUUUUAUCUUUUAUACAUAUAAAGUAAUAGGUCCGAUAUAAUACAAACUAGAAAAACAUAUUUCACACUUCCCUGGAGGUCCAUUAUUUAUCCCUGAAGUUUUGGAAAGAAAAUGAUUGAAAAUACAAAUGAUAUGAAUGAGAAUAAAAAAGGCCAAGGUUUAUGCCCACUUACUGACGAAGAAGUGAUAAAAAAGAUGAAAUAUUUUGAGAAUUUAAUAGGCGAAUUGGUAUGGAGAAGAAUAAUUUUUGAUAAGCAUUGUGAAGAUGAGAGGACUAGAGAGUACAGGGAAACUAAAGCUACCAUUAGCAAAAUAUCAGCGAUCUAUAAAAAAAAAGAACAGUUAGUGGUGAAAGAUAGUAAUAUGUUCGAAAGCAGAAUGGCAGGGGCGGCAAGACUCCUUAUUCUUCAGGAAAAGGACAAAAACGUUACAGACGUAGUUCUUGCAGUUCAUCGCCGGCUGGGCAGGGUGGACCACGCAGCUCACAAGAAAGCUUACAGGAGGAUCCUCUACGCUCUUAUUGUUCAAGGAUUAUGCAGGGUGGAUCCGAAUGACAGUGUCGGAUACGAGGUUUCUGCCCUUCGAGUCGUGCGGGGGAGUGGACAUCUGCUCGACCGGGGGACGGCACAUGGUGAACAACUCGUUGGCUGUGAGGUUGGACCAGCUGCUCCAGAAGGCCUGCCCCAUGAUACGGAUAGCCCUCUACGGCCUCAACAAGAACCGGACCUUCUUCGAUCUGUCCAAGAUGAGCGGAUCACCGACCCUCUUCGACUUCCCUUCUUCACGGGACCCAUCGAAGGCGAGCUCAUCGGAAGAAGAAAAUUCAGAUAUCGAACCGGAACAGAAGGAAAAUCGUACUAAGUUCGAGGCUCAAACGGUCAUGUUAUCGAUCAAUAAGUCGUCUAAUAAAUAUGGAGUGCUAGCAUUGUCAUAAAAAAAAAGAAAAGUGGUUAUUAAAAAUAAAAUCCGUAUUGAUAGUUUAUAA
Molecule: messenger RNA, 1567 nt
Organism: Nezara viridula (southern green stink bug)
Lineage: Eukaryota; Metazoa; Arthropoda; Insecta; Hemiptera; Pentatomidae
Source: the annotation of a GenBank genome assembly